GUGAUUCGAGGAACACCAAAGACUUCUGAGGAUGACCAUAGCGACGAGGAGGCUCCAGAUCCAUUAAGAGACCACAGAUCGUACGCCGCGAAUCCUGAAAGCUGUCCCACUCAAAACGAAAGAUCUGCGCAAGCAGCGAUUAAUCCUGAAACCAAAGAAAGUGCCGCAGAGAACAAACCACUUCUUACGAGCCUCAAAAGCUGCCACAACCUGAACGAGGAAUACCAGCAUAUGCUGCUUGAGGCCAUUGAGCAACUGCAGAUUCUACUCCGAAGCAACAAAGACAACAAGAAACUGCUGGAGAACGCCGUGUCCCCAACCAUAUCUGGCCAGCUACAUGUGGGGUCUCGCUGGUACACAAGGUCACUUGUUGUUUUUAUGAAUCCUUACUUCAAGGACAUUCAUGGAAUGAGAGCUCCCGCAAAUGAAGACGAGAUGAAAAAGAAAGAUCUGCAUGAGCAAGACCCAUACCUCAAGGUUCCUAAAAUGUGGCACGCCAAGGAAACAAACUUGCUCCGCAACUCCGUGAAGUUGAAUCUUAUUAAAAUGAUUAUGGAGCCACUUACCACUAGGCUGGAAAUCCUGGAGCGACAUGCAAAAACUGACAAGGAAUCUUUUAAAAAGCUUCAAGAUCUUAAAGCACAAAUUGACAGCAUCAAAAAGAUGGGCGUUGCAGAGCUUCAGAAAAUGGCAAACAGGUCUGCAGACUGGCUCAUGAUUUCAGCAGUUGAUUUCCAAGCUGAACGAAGCCCUCUCUCAUGUGAACUGAUGUGGCAGAAUGCAUUGAGCAAGAGCACAGUGAAAUGGACAAAACAAGAGGAUGCACAGUUGAAAGCUAUUGCGAAGGAACAAAACUGCAAAGACUGGGACACUGUUGCAGAGCGCAUGGGGGGAACAAGAACAGCAUUCCAGUGUGCCGAGCGGUACCACCACAAGCUAACGUCAAGGAUCAAGAAAGGGCAUUUCUCGGAGGAAGAGGACAAGAACUUGCUGACACUCAUUGCACUGUGCCGGAAAGGAGACGAGAUACCUUGGACACAAGUGUCUUACCACAUGGAGGGCAGGACGAGGACACAGCUCUACUACCGCUGGGAGCGGGCACUCAACCCCGAUCUUCGUCGAGGAAAGUGGUCGAAAGAAGAGGACAUGAUGCUGAUCGCAGCAGUACAAGCACACGGGGAGCGCUGGACUCGGAUCAAGGAUUUCCUCCCAGGGAGGACGGCAAACCAGUGCAGAGAAAGAUACGUGAACUCUUUCUCUGGCAACUACACCUUUGGGCACUGGACUCCCGACGAAGAUGCCAAGCUGUUAGAUCUCGUCGCGAAGCAUGGCGCAGGCAAGUGGGCCCAGAUUUCAAGGGAAAUGCCAUCACGAAAUGACAACAUGAUCCUCAUGCGCUACAAGCGACUCACAAACAAGCACAAAGGAAAAGACCUACGUUCAGUUCAAGCCCAGAAUGCCCGACGUGCGAGGGCAAACUUUCUGCCCCCGUGCUGCCGCUUCACCUCAACGCAGAGGCGGUGUGCCAUUGUUCAUGAGCUCCAAAGCAGCCAGGUGAGGUGCUUAGACAGUUUCACCAGAAAAUGCUACAUAAACUCUCAGCUGGAUUCAUGUCUUGAAGAAGUGAAACAACCUUGUUAG
Molecule: messenger RNA, 1641 nt
Organism: Ixodes scapularis (black-legged tick)
Lineage: Eukaryota; Metazoa; Arthropoda; Arachnida; Ixodida; Ixodidae
Product: snRNA-activating protein complex subunit 4
Exons: 15
Coding region: 232-1641 (469 amino acids)
Source: RefSeq, a predicted model, not a curated record